AGAGUAUUUGCAAGUAUACACUUCCGCUUGGAAACGAAUCUCGAAUAAACACGUUUUUUCCAAAAUAAAAGAUAUUUUAGAGCUUCAGCAAAUAUGGAUCUUCCGGUGAUGCAGGGCUCAACCAAGAGGUAUGAAAUUCCACUCGGCCAUCUGGAUUUCUCCUACAUCAACAAUUGUGCUGAUAUAAAAGAGCUAGAAAAGAUAUACAGGGUAUUAAAGUCUAAAGAGGAGGGUCAUUAUGAGCAGCUGGAAAGGUGUUGUGAAGAGAAAAUUAAGGAACUCAACCCAAACAGCCGUCUCUUGCGCAAGGAAAUCCCACUUUCUAGCAAGGGUGACCUUGAACUGGAUGAAAGGCAACAGCUUGAUGAGGACCUCAAGAGCUGGACAUCCAACAUGAAAUACAUGGACUCUGGAGUGAAAGGGGAAAUUAUUGAGGGACAAGCAGAUGAACCAGAGUUGCCUCCCAUUAGAUCAGGGUCAAUAACUCUUACAGCUGAUGGAGCUAAAUCCAACAAACCAGUAAAGUCUAACAAGCGUGUGAUGCCAAGAGAGUACAGAGAUUGGGACAAGAUUGAUGUUGACAAAGAACUUGAAAAAGUCGAUGAAGCUGACAGUAAGGUCAGCGAGCGGACCUUUAUCGGCAAUCGAGAGAUGACAAAUCUGCCGGAAACUGUAGAUACAACAGGACUUUCUGAGGCUGAAAAACGCAUGAAGGCUGACAGGGAGAAAGACAAGGGAAACGAGGCUUUCAGAUCCAACGACUUUAAAGAGGCUAUCACCUAUUACUCCAGAAGUAUUUUCCUGUUCCCCACAGCAGCAUCUUAUAACAAUAGAGCACUAGCUCGCCUGAAGUUUACGCAGUGGCAGGAGGCGAUAGAUGAUGUGAACACUGUGUUGAAGAUGGAACCUGACAAUGUUAAAGCAUUGAUGAGGCGAGGUAUGGCGUACAAGGGACUGAAGUGUUUUGACAAGUCUCGCAGGGAUCUGGAAGCUGUGGUCAGCAAAGAACCAAACAACAAAAAGGCACAGGAUUUGCUGGCUGAAGUUGCAAAAGAGAAACAAGAAAUAAAGAAAAAGGGUAGAAGAAUGAAGAUACAAGAAGUGGAAGAGGGGGAGGAAGGGGAGACUACUCCAGUAAGAAAUGGCAACUCAGAUUCAAAGGGAGAUAACUUUGACAAUACUGCCAACAAGGAAGGUGUUAGUGAACAAAAAGGGAAAGAUAGUGGUAAAACCGCCAGGAGAAUGAAAAUUGAGGAGGUUGAUGAUGAAGAAGAAAAAGAAACUGAGAUCAGUGUUAAUGGUAAUUUAGCUAAAGAGGUAAUAAGUGAAGAAAAAGUGAUUAGCAAACAGGAAGCAACUGCUAAAGACAUUUGGGGGGAUUAUGAUGGACAAACAGGAAAAGCUACUGUUGGUAAACAAAGAGAGACGCCUGCUGAAAACGUUUUUGACAACAGUGAACAAGACUUGAAAAGCAAUAAAAAUGGUACUGUUGAAUCAUUACCAGAGGAAAAGGAUCCAAGUAAGAAACAAAUAGCUGUAGAAAAUGUCACAAAAGAAGGCAGAGAAUCACCAGUGGCUGUCGAGAAAGACUAUAAACCUGACAGUACAGAAACAGAUGAAAGUGAUACUUCAGAACAUGAUGAUGCUACCAAUGGGACUGAAAAUAACACGGAGGAUGAAAAUAACACUGGAACCGAGUCAGAAGAUUCUAAACCAGCUCCAGUGCAGCAUAUUAAGAGACCAGUGUUUUUCAUGACUGAGUACCCUACUAAUUGUGUGAAGUUGAAGGAAGAGGCUACAAAGUACUUCAAAAAUGGACAGUAUGGGGAGGCAGCUUUAAAGUAUACAAAGAUAAUUGAGAUACUGGAAAAGACUGAUAACCAGAUUGUAAACCUCUCUCUGAUGUUGAGUAAUCGUGCUGCGUGCCAUUUGAAAAUUGGGGAACUACCAGGGGCUGUGAAGGACUGCUCGGCUUCACUUGGACUGGUGCCACACAGUGUUAAGCCUUUGUGCAGGAGGGCCAGUGCCUAUGAGCAUUUAGAAAGAUUUGACCGCGCCUAUUGUGACUACCGACAUGUGUUGUUAUUGGAUAGCAGAGUUGAUCAGGCACAUUUGGGAACUAAGAGGUGUCAGGACAUGCUGCAACAAAAAGACGGGCCAAAAUGGAGGCAUAAGUUGCAUCCCCCAAAAGUCAACCCAACAGAAAUUCCCGAAAUAGUUUGUCUAGAUGGGAAAUCAAUAGGCUCUGUUGUAUUAACUCAACCUCCAGUAACCAGCCAGUCACAGGAAAGCACACCUGUGCCUAGCCAAUCAGUCUCAAGUAAUGUGACUCCAGUCAGCCAAUCACAGCCGCCUACACAAAAGAGUAGCCAGUCAGAAGAAAGAAAGAGUAAACCAAUAGAAAAAGAUGAAAAGCCAAAGGAAAGGUCCAAGCCUACUCCUCAACAACAGUUUGAUGCUCUGAAAGCUCAAGGAAAUGAGGCUGUUAAAAAGGGAAAUUUCCGAGUGGCAGCUCAGUUAUAUACUCAGUGUGAAGGAGUAUUACCAGAUCAGACAGUCACCUACACAAACAGGGCUCUGUGCUACAUUCGACUUAACCAGACCAAAGAGGCAGAAGCAGACUGCAGUAAGGCCUUGACCUUGGAAAAAGAUAAUGUGAAGGCCUUGUUCAGAAGGGCGCAGGCUAGAAAGAUGUUGAAAAAAUAUCGGGAGGGAAUAGAAGACUUGAGUCAUCUUCUGAAAGUAGAUCCCAGCAAUGCAGCAGCCAAAAAGGAGAUGGAGGUCCUAAAGAACUACUGGAGACAGGAGCUACAAGAAAUGAAGGACAACAUAGAAAAGGAAAAGAAAGAGAAAGCAAAGUUAGAAAAACAAAGCAAGUCUAAUCAAAGUGAGAAGGGAAGUAAGCCAAGAAAGCGCAUGGUCAUUGAGGAGGUAGAAAGUGAUGAAGAGUCUUCAGAAAGGGGGACAACUCAUGAAGGUGGCCAAAAAUCAACAAAGGAUCCGUCUUCAAAAGGAAGCAAGAAUGAUACCAGCAAACCCCAAAUCCAGGAAGUAAGCGAACAAAAGCCACCGGCCACAAAACCAACAAAACAAUCAACUAAACAAUCAACAUCAAAAGACGAACAAAAAGAAAAGAAACAACAAAAGAAAUCAACAACCGUCACAGAUACAAUCACUGGUUUGCCGUCUGUACCGAAGUCAGGGCCAAAGUUAGACAAGGCAACACCUUUUGAGUUUAUAUCAGCUUGGAAUGCUUUAAAGAAGUCGGAAACUGUGGAGCCAUACUAUGAUCUCUUAAAGCAGAUUAAACCAUCCGAUAUAAAGACUGUGAUUUCCAACAAACUGGAUGGAAGCAUGUUAAACAUCAUCACCCGAUGUGUAGCAGAACACUACCUGCCUAAUGGGGAAAACAAUGAGAGUUAUGCGAUUCUUAAGAACCUUUCAACUGUGCCCAGAUUUGGAUUUAUAACCAUGUUUAUGUCAGCUAAGGAUAAAACAGAUGUGGAGUCAGUUAUGAGUCAGCUGACCACUAAAGCAUCCAAGGUCUACAACUCUGGCGACAUACAGGCGUUAAGGAAGAGUUAUGGGCUUUGAGUUGUGAAUUUUAAAUGAGCAUGGUUAAUGAAUGAUAAUUGACAAUUCACUAUUGUUUUUAUGAUUGGUAGUUUAUUUAUGAGCAUUUGUUUUGUUGGAACCAUUUUGUUGAGGAGGAAAUGAAGUUACUUACACCAGUUGAUUUGUGAAUUUAUUUUAUCCAAUGGACUUUCAAGUUUUAUUACAAACCUUUGUUGUGAACACCAAAGCAAAAAUUGAUUCAUAAAUGUUGUUGCUUCGCCUUACAAGUUAUUUCCUGCAGCGAUAAAAAUCAUGCAAGAGGACACUUGAUUCCUGAAUUUUACUUAUAAUGGCAUUUGUAUUUAUCAUUAUGCACCAGUCAAUUGUAAUCACGCCCCCCCCCCCCCCCCCAGGUCCGGGGAAUAGCAGGGACUUUGUCUUUCGGUCCAGCCAAGCCCGGGUAAGAUCCCCGUCCUUCGGGGACGAACUGCCGGUAAAAUCCCCUCAGGGACCCUAGGUUAGGCCCAUUACCCGCUAUUUUUGGCGCAAAGACAAAACCACCGCAUUCACCCGGCACUGCGGAUCCACCUGGAAGGUAAAAACACAGCCCAUUUCCCCGGCUAUCCCCGGUAUACCACUGGACCUGAGUUGGGGGAGCGAGGUUACAAUGACUGGUGCAUUAUGUAUGUUGGUGCAUUAUUUUCAAUCCCUGUUAUAAUAGGUGUUUACGAUACUAUCCUUUGUGGCAAUGUAUUUAAGUCGAUACUUUCUUAUUUGAUGCAUAAUGGGAGUUUAAACCAGCUGUUAUUUUGUUUGAUAUAUUGCAGAAUAAAAAAUAUGAAAAAAACGA
Molecule: messenger RNA, 4405 nt
Organism: Mya arenaria
Lineage: Eukaryota; Metazoa; Mollusca; Bivalvia; Myida; Myidae
Product: sperm-associated antigen 1-like
Exons: 22
Coding region: 94-3594 (1166 amino acids)
Cellular component (GO): cytosol; mitochondrion
Molecular function (GO): heat shock protein binding
Source: RefSeq, a predicted model, not a curated record